AUGGAGGAGCCUCCAAAGUGCCUAGUGGAACACCCAGGAUUCCAGGCAGUUUUCCUGAAUUACUGGGUGUUACGAGCUGCAUGGCAAUACAAGCAGCAGUAUGGUGCCUUGGAAUAUGAAGAAUCAGAUCAUAAAAAAAGCAGGCACAUUGCCUUCAGGCCUUGGAAGGGACAUAGGAGUUACAUUACUGUCCUUGAUUCCUGUGCAGUUAAGUGCAUACGACCUCAUUUCCAGGAGCCUGAAAGGUUGGAAGAUGAGAUGGAGUUCAGAGGAUUCCAUUUUGCAGAUGAAUAAAUAUAUGAUAUAUUGCAAAUAACCCUACUUUAUAUAAAACAUGAUGCAAUUUUCACACUCACCACUGGAAGACUGGGCUAGAGCAACUUUUUUGCCAUUAAAAUGGUUGCUACCCAGCAAACAAAAUGCCCCUAAUUCAAAUAUGCAGCAUGGAAAUGUCAACAAUAAUUGUUGGAACUAAAAAACCUGUAAGACUACAUGGUCUUUUAAAGUCCAAUGGUGUGUGGGAAAUACAUAAUUCUUCUCUCUAUUUGCUCACAGCUUCUGAAUAAUAAUGGUGGAUUAGUGUUUGACUAAUAACAUGUCGCCCUUUUUUUUCCAACAGGUGUGAUUGUUAACUGGGAAAAUCUAUAUCUUAAUAAUAAAAUGAUAUUUUAUUGUUCAUUGCUGUAUAUCUUUAGGUUAUAAUUGGAAAUACUCAUUUUUAAAUUAGAAUUUACUAAUGGAUUGUUUCCAUCCAUCUUGCAUAUUUUAAUUGAUAAGGCAAUAAUAAUAAAGAAAACUGGUCACAGUUUAAGUGGACCAUACAGUGCAUGGUCAUCUAAGUCACUAAUUGCAGUAGUGACCUAGCUUAGCCUAAACUACAAAGAAUCAAAACAUUGCAGGGCAUUUUUUAGUUGACUAGGCUGGAAAGAUUUUAUCUGCUAACGAAAGAACCCGUUGCCUCAUCUCUGUUGGGCCUCUCUAUGGAUGCAGCAAGUAGUGCAGGGGUAUUCAGUUGCAGGUUCAACAUGUAGUUUUUUAAAGCCCUUGAAUUUUCUUAAUAGCCAACAAAGACUUUCGGUUAUGGUGCUUGAGCCAUAACCUUCAAUAAAAAGGUUCAUACUGCAGGAGUGAACCUUGCCUAGUUCUUUCUUCUUUUUCGCUCCCGUUAUGGAUCGCAUUUUUCUUCUUGGAAUUUUCCAUAAGUACCGCGUCGGGGAUUUAAAAACGGGUUAAUAAUUUCUUUUUUCCUUUCUUGUGAGAAGUCCCAAAGGGAAGUAUUGCAAAAGAAGCGUGACACGCGUGCUAUCAAGGCAGUUUUAUAGUGUUCGCAGGUAG
Messenger RNA from Porites evermanni, 1335 nucleotides. NCBI's taxonomy places the organism in Eukaryota, Metazoa, Cnidaria, Anthozoa, Scleractinia, Poritidae. The record is from the annotation of a GenBank genome assembly.